Messenger RNA from Phytophthora nicotianae INRA-310, 315 nucleotides. RefSeq lists its product as hypothetical. Bases 1 to 315 code for a protein of 104 amino acids. The record is from RefSeq and is a predicted model, not a curated record. The transcript is spliced from 2 exons. NCBI's taxonomy places the organism in Eukaryota, Oomycota, Peronosporomycetes, Peronosporales, Peronosporaceae.
AUGACUCAAAAUUACCUGGCCAUCACAGUAACAUCAGUGUCAAGCGAGAUUGUCAUUUCAGCGCCGCUGUUUGGAAGAUAUUCCCGCGAGUCGUGGGCCGCAACACUCAAUGCCGCCAGCAUCACCACGACGAGCGGCUACGGUCAGAUCGUCUCGAGUUGCAAGCUCACGAUGGGCAUAUUGCGUCUCGACAAUUUCCACGUCUACGAGGUGCCGUCAUUGCCCUUUAGCAGACUCAUGAGCGCGGACGUGGAUACCCAGGCCAUGACGCCUUCCAAGCAUGACUUGCUACUCAAGUUGCAUGAGGGUUACUGA